AUGAUCUCCAUCAAGACCCUCACUGCCGCGGCUGUGCUGCUCGUCGCUCCCGCUCUCGCCGUGGAGAACGCCAAGCGCGAGCCCAUCUACGUCCCCGUCGCCGGCAUUAACAUCGCCCCCGGGGUUCUCGAGAACCUCCUCCACGGCGCCGGCGCCGGCAAGCGCGGUCUCCUCGACGGUGUUGUCCCCAGCAACGUCGCCGGCGGUGCCUCUGGAGGCGUCCUCGGCCCCGUGGUCGACCUGGUCGCUAACAAGGGCCUGCCGGUGCCCGGUGCCAAGCGCGAUGUUGGCGACAAGGCCAAGCGUGAGCCUCUCUACGUGCCCGUCGCCGGCAUCAACAUCGACCUGGACGUCCUGAAGGACAUCCUUGGUAAUCUCGGCAAGCGUGGCCUGCUCGACGGUGUGCUUCCUGGCGGUGCUGCCGGCGGCUCCAACCCUGCCGGUGGUGUGGUCGAGACUGUCACUGGCGUUGUUGGCAGUGUCACCGGCGGCCUGACUAAGGGUGGCCUGCCCAUUCCUGUGCCUGGCGCGAAGGCCAAGCGCUUCGAGGCUUAA
Molecule: messenger RNA, 555 nt
Organism: Dichotomopilus funicola
Lineage: Eukaryota; Fungi; Ascomycota; Sordariomycetes; Sordariales; Chaetomiaceae
Exons: 3
Coding region: 1-555 (184 amino acids)
Source: RefSeq, a predicted model, not a curated record